AGGGGGCUUCUUUCGAGCUGCUCCUGCUUGUCCGCUGUUCCUCCUCCUCCUCAUUCCUCUCCGGUCCUUCUCCGUCCGCCGCUCGCUCUCGGGAUGGCGCAGGCUGCGCAGAAGCUGGUGACGGCCAUCACCACCCAAGGGCCCAAGUUUGUCUCUGCUGCUAUCACUUAUUCAAAGCCUCGCCUGGCCACUUUUUGGUACUAUGCUAAAGUUGAAUUGGUUCCCCCAAGUCCUGCUGAAAUUCCUAAGGCCAUUGAUGGCAUGAAAGGAUUGCUGAAGAGCAUGCAGUCUGGUCGCUUCAAACAGCUCACUGUCAAGGAAGCUCUGAGGAACGGCUUGGUGGCUACUGAAGUGCUAAUGUGGUUUUACAUCGGCGAAAUCAUAGGCAAACGUGGCCUGGUUGGCUAUGAUGUUUGAAAGUUUUUGUUUUCUACUCCUAACAGUGUCUUAGUAUUAAAUUACAGUGCUGAGAUGAAAUUGUGGUGGUCUCUACAAAUAUCAUUCAGAUUGGGGCAGAAUCAGAUGAUGGUGACAUGAAUGCAGACAAGGAUCCCUAAAAUGCUCCUUUUCUUCCUCCUCCUGUUGGGGGAUAGGGCGGGCACCAGUGGUUGGCUAUUCAAAUAAAUGCUAUACAAAGAAU
This is a messenger RNA of Lacerta agilis (Sand lizard), 640 nucleotides long. It is a transcript of the gene ATP5MG, whose product is annotated as ATP synthase membrane subunit g. The record is from RefSeq and is a predicted model, not a curated record. Gene Ontology annotation, molecular function: proton transmembrane transporter activity. The transcript is spliced from 3 exons. Lineage: Eukaryota; Metazoa; Chordata; Lepidosauria; Squamata; Lacertidae. The coding region runs from base 94 to 417 and encodes 107 amino acids. Gene Ontology annotation, biological process: proton motive force-driven ATP synthesis.